UUAGGAUUUAGUUUUAAUCGUGACAAACGAUGGGAUUACCUGGCUUCUUCCUACAGCGAGGGAUUAGUGGACAAGCCAGUUACCGGUGUGGAGUGGUUAAAACACUUCAGGUAUAGAAAUGAACAUGUACUUGCAAAGCUAAAAACCAGCAACAAAUAUACAUGGAGUCGGCGAGAAGAAACUGACGUAGACCAGCCGCUUAUUCAAGUUAUUGAGCAGGGAAUUAAUCGACCCAAAAAUUCUUGCGAUGCGAUCGGAGUGGUAUUGAAAGAAUUGCACCAUCAGAGUGGUAAUGGCGAACUUCAAGAUGCUAGUUGCGGUACGCGGUGUCAAUGCAUUCUUUGGUAACAUUACACAGCUUCGCAGGGACGAUAGAACUAUUGUGCAUGUGAGAGAGCUAUCUUUGGUGAAACAUUUCAAAAAGAUGUUGAAAAAUGAUUGGAAAAAUGGGGCUAUUGUAACAACAGUGGAUCAGCAUAGUUCUUAUAAACAGCCUACGCAGCAGCAUUUACCAAAAUAUCUACUCAUGAAAGAGCCAUGCUGCUUCAAACAGCAAUCUGAUUAA
Saccoglossus kowalevskii is the source of this 565-nucleotide messenger RNA. Its product is annotated as small ribosomal subunit protein mS29-like. Gene Ontology annotation, molecular function: structural constituent of ribosome. Gene Ontology annotation, cellular component: mitochondrial small ribosomal subunit; mitochondrial ribosome. Lineage: Eukaryota; Metazoa; Hemichordata; Enteropneusta; Harrimaniidae. Gene Ontology annotation, biological process: apoptotic process. The record is from RefSeq and is a predicted model, not a curated record.